AUGCCCGUUGCCUACCUUUCAAAAAGACUAGACCCAGUAGCAGCUGGCUGGCCUCCCUGCCUCCGUAUGAUCGCUGCUACAGCUUUAAUGGUAAAGGAUGCUGAUAAGUUAACUAUGGGACAAGAGCUACAUGUUACAACCCCUCAUGCCAUCGAGGGAGUCCUCAAACAACCCCCUGACCGAUGGAUAAGUAAUGCCCAACUGGUUCACUACCAGGGACUAUUAUUAAAUCCCCUCAGAAUCAUUUAUGCUCCCCCCCGAACACUAAACCCUGCCUCCCUAUUACCAGACCCGGACUUGGAUACCCCCCUCCAUGACUGCGCUGAGAUAUUGGCACAGGUUCAUGGAGUUCGGGAAGAUUUACAGGAUCACCCGCUACCAGACGCCGAAGUUACCUGGUUCACUGACAGCAGCAGCUUUGUACAUCAGGGUCAAAGGUAUGCGGGGGCAGCAGUCACAACUGAAACUGAGACUGUUUGGGCUGAGUCUUUGCCAGCUGACACCUCUGCCCAACGGGCUGAACUUGUGGCCUUAACCAAGGCACUGACUUUGGGAAAAGGCAAGAGACUAAACGUGUAUACCGAUAGCAGAUAUGCUUUUGCUACGGCCCACAUACAUGGAGCUAUAUACAGAGAGAGGGGACUGUUAACUGCAGAGGGGAAAACUAUCAAAAACAAAGAAGAAAUAUUGGCUCUUUUAAAGGCACUCUGGCUGCCUAAACGACUAGCCAUCAUACAUUGUCCAGGCCACCAAAAACCGGUCACACCGGUGGCCAGAGGAAAUAAUUUGGCUGACCAGGUGGCCCGAAAGGUGGCCUUACAGGUGGACUGUGCUUUAAUGACCACCUUACCAGACCCCGGCUCAGCCAGUUUGCCAGAAAGCCCCACCUACACUGAAGAAGACCUAAAUUGGAUCCAAAGGUUGCCCAUGACCCGCUAUCAUAAUGGGUGGUGGAGAGCAGGAGACUGGAGCAUAAUCCUCCCAGAGGAAAUGGGGAAUAAAGUUUUGACUAAAAUACACCGGGCCACCCACCUGGGCACCAAGAAGAUGCGAGACUUGAUAAGGCAUGCUAAAAUCACCAUCAAGAACUCAGGGCCAAAGAUUGAACAAAUAGUUGCCAACUGUAAGACUUGUCAACUGACAAACGUGACCAACCAUGGAAGAAAUCCCGGCUCCAGGACUCGCGGAACCAGGCCAGGAGCUUGUUGGGAAAUAGACUUCACCGAGGUAAAGCCUGGUAAAUAUGGAUACAAAUACUUGCUAGUGUUUGUAGAUACUUUUUCAGGAUGGACGGAAGCUUUCCCCACCAAACGAGAGACUGCACAGGUAGUGGCAAAGAAAAUAUUAGAAGACAUCAUGCCCAGGUAUGGAUUCCCUACCCUAAUAGGAUCAGAUAAUGGGCCAGCAUUUGUUUCGAAGGUAAUACAGGGAGUAGCACAGUUCAUUGGGGCUGAUUGGAAAUUACAUUGCGCAUAUAGACCCCAAAGUUCAGGACAAGUAGAAAGAAUGAAUAGAACCCUAAAAGAGACCCUGACCAAAUUGACCAUGGAGACUGGCGCUAACUGGGUAGUCUUACUCCCCUACGCUCUGUUCAGAGUGCGAAACUCCCCUUACACGAUGGGAUUGACCCCCUUUGAGAUCAUGUAUGGAAUCGCCCCACCCAUAAUUCCCAACCUACAGUCUAAUGUGUUAACUGAGUUUGAUGAUCAUAAACUUCUUAUUUCCCUAAGAGAACGCCAGCGCGCCCAUCAAGUAGUGUGGCCAAGACUGAAGGCUAUCUAUGAAAGCAGACCCCCUCCUGAGCCACACCACUAUCGACCUGGAGACUGGGUAUAUGUAAAAAGGCAUAAGCAGGAGACCCUCCAACCACGGUGGAAAGGACCCUAUGUUGUAAUCCUGACUACACCCACCGCCCUCAAGGUCGACGGGAUUGCUACUUGGAUCCACUACACUCACGUCCGACCUGCCGAUCCCUCCACAACCCGAGACGACUUCAUGCCAGAGGCCAACGCUGCAUGGACAGUCGAUCCGAGUAAGACCCACCCUUUAAAAUUAACUCUGCGCCGGAAAAAUGCAUAG
Molecule: messenger RNA, 2079 nt
Organism: Prionailurus viverrinus (fishing cat)
Lineage: Eukaryota; Metazoa; Chordata; Mammalia; Carnivora; Felidae
Exons: 1
Coding region: 1-2079 (692 amino acids)
Biological process (GO): DNA integration
Molecular function (GO): RNA stem-loop binding; RNA-DNA hybrid ribonuclease activity
Source: RefSeq, a predicted model, not a curated record